AUGUCAGAAAGUGGCUGGAACACUAUAGAUUCUGAUGCUGGUGUUUUUACAGAACUUGUUGAAAAAUUAGGUGUUACAAAUGUUGAAAUAAAUGACUUAUAUUCAAUUGAUUCAGAUACUUUAAAACAAUUAAAACCAAUUUACGGGAUAAUAUUUUUAUUCAAAUAUGGAGCUCUUGAUAGAGAAUAUGUCAAACUAAAUAAACCAAUAAAUGGUUCAUACGAUUCAAAUUACAUAGAUCAAAAUAUUUUUUUUGCAAAUCAAACUAUUCAAAAUGCAUGUGCAACUCAAGCAGUAUUAAAUAUAUUGUUCAACGUUGAAGAUUUACAAUUAGGUGAUGAAUUAAAUAACUUUAAAAUGUUCACUACUGGAUUUGAUGCAGAAAUGAUUGGUGAAACUAUAUCAAAUAGUGAAAUAAUCAGAUCAGUACAUAAUUCAUUUCUGACUCCUAGUUUAAUUCAUCAAGAAGAUAAGCCAAAACCCAAGACAUACGAUGAUAAAAAUGAUGGAUUAUUUCAUUUUGUUGGGUACAUAUAUAAAAACAAUCAAAUUUACGAAUUAGAUGGAUUAAAACAAUUCCCAAUCAAACAUGGAGAAUGUCAAACACAAGAUGAAUUCAUUAAUAAAAUCCCAAAUAUAAUCCAAGAAAGAAUAUCAAAAUACGACGCAAAUGAAUUAAGAUUUUCAUUACUUGCUAUUACUAAUAAUAAAUUAAAACAAGCUCAAUCAAAUAAUGACGAAAUUGAAAUUCAAAAUCAAUUAUUGAAAAGAGAAGGUUGGCAUAAAGAAAAUGAGUUAAGAAAACAUGAUUAUACUGGAUUAAUUGUAAACUUAAUUAAAAAUAUAAGUAAAGAGAAAACUGAUGAUGAAUGGGAAAAACUUUUGCAAGAUGGUAGAAAUAAAACUCAAGAAAUGAUUGCUCAGUCUAUUAGAAACCAGUAA
Messenger RNA from Lodderomyces jiufengensis, 942 nucleotides. RefSeq names its product Yuh2p (gene YUH2). Lineage: Eukaryota; Fungi; Ascomycota; Pichiomycetes; Serinales; Debaryomycetaceae. Gene Ontology annotation, biological process: protein deubiquitination; ubiquitin-dependent protein catabolic process. The transcript is spliced from 2 exons. The record is from RefSeq and is a predicted model, not a curated record. The coding region runs from base 1 to 942 and encodes 313 amino acids. Gene Ontology annotation, cellular component: cytoplasm. Gene Ontology annotation, molecular function: cysteine-type deubiquitinase activity.